Molecule: messenger RNA, 2587 nt
Organism: Theobroma cacao (cacao)
Lineage: Eukaryota; Viridiplantae; Streptophyta; Magnoliopsida; Malvales; Malvaceae
Source: RefSeq, a predicted model, not a curated record
ACGAGAUCCAGAUCCUGGCACGGCCAUUCACUCACUCUGUUAUAGGAAAGUUCAACCGGAUGCCCAAAAUACAAGAAAUAAGGAUUUCAACUGCAUAUGGGUCAAGCAGCAAUGGUUUAUUUCAAAGCAGAAAAUGAGGGUAUUCAAAUGGUCCCCAGACUUUGAAGGGGAAAAGGAGUCGGCAAUGAUCUCGGUUUGGAUUUCUUUCUCGAACUUAAAGGCACAUUUGUAUGAGAAGUCAGCUUUAUUGUUGAUAGCAAAGAUAGUUGGGAAGCCGUUGUAUGUAGAUGAAGCUACGGCAAAUGGGUCCCGACCAAGUGUGGCCAGAGUGUGUAUUGAAUAUGACUGCAGGCAGCCGCUCGUGGAGGAGGUUUGGAUUGUUAUCCGAAACAGAGAAACGGGGGCCGUUACAGGUGGUUAUUCUCAGAGAGUAGAUUUUUCAAGAUUAUCGGAUUAUUGUAAUCAUUGCUUUCAUGUGGGGCAUAAGGAAUCGGAAUGCUUGGUUUUGGGUAACCGGUCAUCUAAUAAAAAAUCUAGUGAAAAAAAUGCUACGGACUCAAUAAAACAGCUGAACGGGAUGUUUGGUCAUGUAGACCACAAAACUAUAGAGGAGCGACUGAAGGGGACUGAAGGAAGGGCUACGGUCAUCGGAGAAAAAAGAAAAAAUCUGGGCGAUGAGGUACCAGCCAAACAAAGUCAACGUUGGUAGGAGGUUGGGACACAUGUGCGGCCGGUUAUGGAAGGAAAUAAUAAGGCAGAAAAGUUUUUACUAGCUAAGGAAGCUGAUCGGGAUCCAGACUUGAGCCGAUAUGCAGUUUUGGAAUCCUUGGAGGAACCCGAACAAUUGAAUCGAGUAAAACAGGGGCAAACAGGGGAGGAGAAUAGUGUCGAGGAUCGACCGCACGUUUCUCAGCAUCCUUCAGGUAAGAGGCAGCCCAGAUCGGACCUUUCGUUUUCUAUAAAAGACGGCAAAAGUGGCGGCCAGCGGGGAGGAACAACUUCAGACGAACCUGCAGCAGCGACGCAACAUACAAUGCGGUCCAGAGGGCAGAAACUAGUCCACAAGUUAGUCCAGGUAAAUGACAGCAAUACACUGCUGGCCACAGACAGAUAGCAAGAAGAAGGUGUGGGCAGCCACCGUGAAGCAGUAGAUGAGGAGACGAUGUGCGCAGACGACCGGGACGGUGAAUAAGAGUUACCGAAGGGAGUCAGGAUGGUGACAGCACGUCCAGCAAAGUCAAAUCUCGGGGAGGACAUAGUGCAUGUUUCCUUUCACGUGCAUGGAGUGCAUGCGCAAGAGAGAAAUACCGAAAAAGAUACAGAGUUUACCGGCCCAAACACCAAAAGAGAAAAAGAGCCUACCGAGGCAGCAGCAACAGCAGAAGCAGGCAAGAUAGACGUACGUCAUUCCAACGUAAAUGACUAGUGGGACCUAGCAAACAGUGGCUCGAACAUAAGGGAAAAGGACUUGACAGCAACCGCAGAGGAGGAUGAGACUUUGGUGCCUAAACCAAUGCAGGAGGGAGAGGGUAAAAUUUCAAAAAAUUAUUUUACUAAGUAGUCAACUCAAGCAGAAUUUUUAUUGAAGGGGAUUGACAAGCAGAUGGCAGAGAAACCUUUGGCCAUUGUGCCAAGGGCUACUGAAAUGGACGGCUGAAGCAAAAAGGUCAAAAGUAAAAAUAAAAAAAAAGUCAACAAAAGCGUGCUAACGGGAUGGUAGACACUUGUCUGCAUGAGGGGAGCGAACAAUGCCCAGAAAAUGAAUUUCUUGACUAUGAGCCCUUGGCCACGGUACCGGCUCCUGUUGAAGUUGAUGGCUCAAUGGCACCAGCAGCGGGAAGGUUAGUCACAACGACUUUUUCACAAGGGGAAGGACAGAAAACAUUAGAAAGGUCAGAACGUGGCAGUUGACAUGGCUGAAGGUAGUGGAGAAUACAGCCCAUUAGUGGGACCGGGUGCAUGUCAGACAAGGAGUGCAAAUUGACAUAUUUGGGUUUUUUCCAUCAGAUGCAUGCUCACAUGACAGAAUGGAAGACAAUGUUGAUAAUUCUCCAAACUUGGAGUCCGCCUCAAGCAAGUGCAUGCACAAUAAAAAAUUAAGUGAUAUUCCUUUUGUCCCCUCCUUUUUCGGAACAAAUUACACAAAAAUAGAAGUUCAUCCUCGGGUACGACGUCAAAGACAUUUAGACACUGAAAGUUUCAAUUGACAAAAUAUUCAAUUUAGUUUCAGAUAAAGUCGUAGACAUGAGAGAAAAUGAUGAGGCCUCGGAUAAAGAUGUCGUAUCGGUGAACUUUGCAGCUAGUUGGGAACGCGAGAGGUAUUUCUAGCACUCUAAUCUAGAGAAGAAUCAAGAAAUUGCAGGUGUUGUAAAAAUAAAAAUUUUAGUCGUUUUAUUAUCUCAAUGUAAUAGUAGGGAAUAUCUGUUUUACAUUAGCAUCAAAAGUUAUGCACGUAAAAUAAAUUUCCUUACUCUAGGCGUAUCUCUGAAAUUUUCUUAUGUUCAUGUAACAUAGAGGCACGAAUUAGAUCCCCUCUUUUGCACUUUUUAUUUCGUAUUUAAUAAAUUUAAUAGGGUAGCUUGGCCUU